CGGAGAGAGACGAACUGAAGAGUGUUUUGUCGAAGGGAGUAGCGACUUACGGAGUUACGGCAUAGAGACGAGGACGGGGAGGCCUUAGUGGAUUUUGAUGACGAUGUCCAGUCCGAUCAGGAAACUCAGGAAAACAACCUUUCUGGCAAUCUUGAGGAUGAUGGAUGGGACCAGAUGGAGCACGAACAAUUGCAAACUCCGGUUUAUGCUAAUGAUUACAAAUCAAAGUCCCAAAAGCGGUUGAUUAAGAAGUCUGAUGGGAGAGAGAUUGUUCCAGAUCAUGGGUUUGCAGAUGAGGAUACUUAUGGCGGUGGUUAUGAUGAUGGCAUCCCAGAGAUGGUAAGGGAUGAUUCUGAUGGACCUGAAUCCUCCUAUUCUGGCAUUGGGAAGAGGAAGCACAUUGAUGAUAAUGGUGGGGAAAAAAGGAAAGAAAAGAAUCCGAGGGAGAAAGUGGACAAAGGUGGUAAAAAAUUUAAAUUGAAGAGUGGAGGGCACACAAGUGCACACAGGAGGGGCAAAGAGGGUGAUCAGGAGCUGUGGGACACUGUUGCUGGUGGUGAUUCUGAGGAUGAUCGCGAUGGUGUCAAGACAAUGAAUGAUGACAACUUCAUAGAUGAUAGUGGUUUGGAUCCUGCAGAUAGGUAUGGAAGUGAUCAUGAACCACAAUCUCCUGGAACCUAUCCACAGGCAGAAGAAGGUGAAGAGGACGAUGAAAUAAAGGAACUAUUCAAGAUGGCAAAGAAAAAGAAGAAAAAUGAAAAAAGUGCUCAUGAAAUUUCAUUAUUAGUUGAAAAUGUAAUGGCUGAACUAGAAGUUGUUGCAGAAGAAGAUGCUGACUUGAAUAGACAGUCUAAACCUGCUAUCAUUAAACUCAAAAAGCUGCCUCUUCUUACUGAUGUCCUGUCAAAGAAACAACUUCAACAAGAGUUUUUAGACCAUGGAGUGUUGACGCUUUUAAGGACUUGGCUUGAGCCCCUUCCAGAUGGAAGCCUGCCCAACAUAAAUAUUCGUGCAGCAAUCUUAAAAAUCUUAACAGAUUAUCCAAUUGAUUUAGAACAGUAUGAUAGAAGGGAGCAGUUGAAACAGAGUGGUCUUGGAAAGGUAAUCAUGUUUCUUUCAAAGUCGGAUGAAGAGACCACGGCUAAUCGGAAACUUGCUAAGGACUUGGUUGAUAAAUGGUUGGAUCUAAGGGUGGAAAAGUGUGUCAAUGGCUUAUGCAACUGUGAGAGUGGGGGAUGGAGGAGCAGCUUCAUCGACAAGCUUCACAAGCAACGACCAUCUGACUAUUGGUGAAGAUCUGAGCACGAAGAUCCAAAGAUCUAAUGAAGGUGAAGAUAUGAAGAUCUGAUGAGCAGCGACUUCAUCGGUGAACAUCAUCUCGGUGAAGAUCCGAGGAAGAGGUGCUUGUGGGAGCGAUGGAGAUUUGAAACAUGAAGUUCACAGAUCGGAUUGAAGUGGGGAGGAUGAAUGGUUGACAGAAGAAAGACUGUCAAGAAAAAGGUGGAGACAGGGGUAUUAUAGGAAAGUCAAUGAAAAAAAUCAACUUUUCUUAAACUCCCUGCCCGGUCAAACCGGGAUUUUUUUUGGACGGAGGGAGUAUAUGUUUUCGUAUUCAUUAUGUAAUAGAAUUUCAUAAAUAAAAUGAGGUUGAACAAAUAAUUUUUUUAUGUUCGGACACAUGGUUUCUUUUCUCUUAUGUUCUUCCUAAUUCUGUUCAUAUUUUCUUUCCCGAGCAUUUUGUAUUCCAAACAUAAGGCUGAAUAAACAAUAACAAAAGGACAAAAGACUUUUGUGAGUUUAUUGACACUCCACCCACCAAAUUAGUCCCCACAUACCUUCCAUGAAUGACCCAAUAUAAGGCCAAUAAAACCAACCAUCACCCAUCCCCUUUGUCCCCCAUUAUUUCCCAAGAAUCAUCACUUAUUUCCUUGUGAUUUUCCUCACUAAAGGACAAGCCACCAGCCAUGAAAAUCAAAGACCAAAUCCCUGAUUUCAUUCCAUUAAGAAAACAUAAACAAAUGGAUAUUAUUCUUGUGAUUUGUGAGUGGAUGUUUCUGGGAAGUUUCCCCCCUAUGUGUGUGUAUUUAUUUCGGCCUUAGGCCAUUUUGUGAGACUCAUAUUGUAAUUCCAUUUUCCAUUUAGUAAUACACUUGUUGUGUUUGC
This is a messenger RNA of Cuscuta campestris, 2163 nucleotides long. The record is from the annotation of a GenBank genome assembly. NCBI's taxonomy places the organism in Eukaryota, Viridiplantae, Streptophyta, Magnoliopsida, Solanales, Convolvulaceae.